AUGUCGAGCCUCAAAGAUAUCAUGGAUGUCGACGUUAAGCUAUUGGAAUCCCAGGCCUACAGAAGGCCCAGGGAAGCCACCCCACAACAAGACUCCCUUCCUCUUACCACUCCAUCAACCGAGACACCCCCAACUACUGUCGAUAUCAACACAGGCCAGACUCCUCUCAAGCGGCGCAUAUCCAAUCGAGUCUCCAAACCAUCUAGCCAACCUACAGCAGUCCGUCAAGGUAUAAAACGACGGCGUAGCAGUCCUACCGGGGAAUAUAUGGACUUCAAUUCAGGUUUUCAAGCAGGGUGUUCAAGCCAGACGAGCAACUCGAGGGGUCCCAGGCUGUCCUCGAGUGGCCCAGAACUCGCGGCUGACAUGCCUGUCAAAUACACACCAGUCACGGGACGUAUCAGCAAGGCAAAGAAGGGUGUACCAGUCCAUACAUGUGACAUGUGUAGACCAGUCAAGAAAUUCACUAGAGCCGAGCACCUGAGACGCCAUCAACUAAGCCACCAAAAACCUGCAUAUACUUGCACUUUUGAAGAUUGCGAGCGAGCUUUCCAUCGACCAGACUUAUUAGCCCGCCACUUACACCGGCACGAGACGCGAGGGGAAAAGCUCUAUAUAUCAGGAGAUUUACGGACUAGUAGGGCAUCCUCAACCGAUACUGAGAGUAGGACUCCAGACCUGAAGGUGAAAAGACUAGCUCCAGGAAGCCUUGAACACGCGGUGCAGACUUCCCCUACUGACUCCCUGGCCCCGAGGACCGGCAGAAGCGGCGAAAGCUCCACGACCGCUGCAAGCUUCAGCACCAUUACGGACAGCUUUCAAGCAGUAAAUUUCUCUCCAGGCUCUGGACACAAGAGAUUUGCGAGCCAAGCUCAGCUUCUAGAUUCGGAAUCUUACCCAGUUUCUUCACCCGCACUGAGUACCAGCGGCUCAUUUGGCAACUUCGCUAGCGACGUCGUCCACCCAACCUUCGGCGAAGGAUUCGGAGAAGCAAGUUCUUCACAGUUUUCAAACUACACUACUGCCCCACAACAACCACUCCUCCCGCUCCUCCAGAUCCCAGAAGAUAGCUGGUUGCCCGGUUUAUUGUACAACAACUCUCCAUGGUGCUCCUCUGCAUCUGACAGUACCUACUCAACCCAGUCAGACUGCUCCCGAAUCGAUCCACACCUGGUUCCAAGAGACCGGUCUCAAUCAGUAUCGACGCUGCCGGACUGGCCCUCAUCGGCAGGAACUCACUGGUCGUCACACAGAAUGAGCACGACCCCUCGAGAGAUGCGCAGUUCUGCUACGUUUGAUCUAAACCGGUACGAGACACCUACACCGUUUGCGUCUCCUCGAAUACGUUCCCCAAUUCCGUCUCGAGGACAGCUUCUGGACGUCCCCAACUCUUAUGCGCCGCUUUACAUGGACACAGUACCGCACCUAGGCAGUAAUCCUCUGGCUCAACACAUUUUUCCAGCACCCCCCUCCAGAACCUCCAACUCGGGAGUGGCCAUCCUUAGAGUUAGAGGACAGAAGGACAUGGUGGAGUCCCAGAAAUUAAGCAACUGCCUGCCUCUCACCAGCCGCAACCACAUUCUCGAGAUCUAUCUCUCUACACAGCUACUGGUGGAUGCGGUUAAUCGAGAUGAGUGA
Drepanopeziza brunnea f. sp. 'multigermtubi' MB_m1 is the source of this 1638-nucleotide messenger RNA. NCBI's taxonomy places the organism in Eukaryota, Fungi, Ascomycota, Leotiomycetes, Helotiales, Drepanopezizaceae. The record is from RefSeq and is a predicted model, not a curated record.